AGUAUGUCUCUUACCUCUACUCCAAUGAUCCUCCGGUGCCUACACAAACGGUGUAGCUCAUAAUAAUGAGUAUGCUUCGAAUAGGUAUUUUAACCGUCCUAUUAAUCACUGAUGCGGUAAACACAUUACGUCUUAAAGGGAAAUGGAAUCCAUCCAACAGAUAUUUGUUUUUGACAAAGUUUGGCUUUCAACGGACUCAAAUUGAUGAACUUGAGGCCACAAGGGGUUAUAUUUAUGGGACAGUGAAGCUGGAAAACGUGUCAAAUACACAUAAUUUGACAGACCUUGCUACAUUGGUUUUGGUUGACGGUGAGUUCAUUAUGGAUCUUUAUGGAAACGCCACAGAAUCAAUAUGGACACAAAAUGUAACUGGUACGACAUAUCAGGAAAGUCAGUGGCUCAUGGAAACUGAACGUUGCAACAAAAUGUUUGAUAAAAUCAACUCUCUUGCUUGGCACAAGACGUGUUCCCCCACAGGAGAAAUGGAUUUACUUCGAUCCGUACCCUGUUCUUCAUCUGGGCUUUGCGCGGAGGAGGAUGAUCCUGAAAGUGUAGUACCGAAUUCACAAUUUACUUUUAUUGUGCAAGACCUUCGGCAACCACGUUAUUGGUAUUUGAGUUUGGUCGCAUGUAAACGUAAUUUAACUACAUGUAAAUGGGAGACUACUGCAAUUCCUCGUCAUUCAAAUUCAUCAUUAUCAUCGUCAUCAACUUAUUCCUUAUUAACAGUGAUUUAUGAUAUAUGGCUUGUUAAUGGUGAACCAAAAUUACAGUCUUUCAAUCAAUUUGAACAUCAUUUCUCUUUUGAAACACAUGGAAUCGCACAAAUGUUUUUUAUAUUUCUGUCACUCUAUAUUAUUUUGAAUAUAACAACACAUAUCAAACUGGCCAACAACCGUUCACUUCAUGUUUGCCUCUACCUUACUCAUCUUUGGUUGGCUAGUCUGGGAACACUGUUGGCUGCUGUUCACUGGGGUGUUUUUUCAUUCGAUGGUCUGGGACUAGGUCUGAUUUCAGAGCUGGGAACAGUAAUUACACAAUGGGCAGACUCAGUGUUCCUAGCUGUCCUUCUGUGUACAUGUCAAAUGGGUUUCAGUCCUCAAUGUCCGUCAAUCGCAUUCCAAUCUUGUGAUACUUCCAAAGCUCUUCGUCCACUAACCUCCAAAGUUUUUUCCACUUUACCAACCGGAUUCCUCCAUCUUGGUAAAUUUAGUCAUAAAUUGUACAGUUACGAUCCUAUCCAAGAAAAUAUUUAUGCUAGGCCAUCAACUAAUCAGGAAAAGUCCACAUCAUUUUGGCCAUAUGUAAUUUUAUUGGUUACUCUGUUGGUCGGAGUCAAAACUUUACUGUAUAUAUGGGCUAUGUUUGAUAGAGACCCUGUAAUCGAUUUUUCUGUUUGGAAUACAGUACCUGGUUGCUUAUUGUUAGCCUUAAGAAUUUGCCUAGUGUUCUGGAUAUUGGUAGUUGUAGGACGCAGGCAUUUUAUAGCACAGAUUUGUUCGGAGUCGUACAAUAUGGAUUUAUGUAUCUUGGGGCCAAAUAUUAAUACAAUGCAAUUUGCCGCUGGUUAUCUCCUGUGGAUUGUUAUCUUACCGUUAGUAGUGUUUAUCGGUGAGACUAGUGUAUCUCCCUUGUGGCGUACAAAAACUAUAUCAAUAAUAUGCUUCUCUACUGAUUAUGUUGCGGCUGUUGCGUACGCUUGUCUUUUAUGGCGUUCGAAAUAAGUUGUAACUCAGACUCUCCGUCAAAAGUCUCUGGUUUCGAACUUGAGAAAUUGGGAAGAUUUAUAUUAUGAAUCCAUUUUGUGCUUCCAUUACCUUCCAUUAUUGUUCCGCGGUUUUUGGUACUGCUCGCACGUACUCCCGUUUCUGCUUUCACUUGUACCAUUCCUUGGCACGAUCUCGGUAUUCGUUCAAUACCACGAGAUCGCCAACGAAAUAAAUCUGGUUACGAUCGAUCCUCGCCUUCUGAUUUGUCUGGCACGUGUUUCUGGGUAGCGGUGUUCACAGUUAAUCACAACUCGACGCCACGCUACAAUUGGUAAUCCCAAUUCGACUACAUUUGGUGACCCGUAUUUUGGAACACGCCUCAGCUUCUGAUCAAAUCUUCCAAAGAAGCCAAUUCGGUGAGUCUAUGAUUUAUCUAUCCACGUCUGUCGUAUAUUUUCAUAUUUCUUAAUAUUUAAUAUACGCGACAUGACGGAUAACGAUAAGAAUAGUAUUAAUAUAAUAGACUUACACGUAUAUGUACCGAAUCCUUGUCACUUUUUAUUCGCGUGAUGAUGAAUUCCACGCUUUAUUCGAGAAAUGUUACCCUAUUAACGAUUCUCCUCGCUGACCCGGCUGCUUGGUACGGAAUGCAUAUGCAUAAGCAUAUCCGUCUACCACCCAGCACCAAAUGGUUAAGUUGAACAGUUUCACUGCCAAAUAAAAGUGUUCUACGAGCACACGAAAAUGGCAACUGGCACGAAAUCUUACCGCUCGUUCUUUUAGGGGGGGAGAACGAGCUUAAAGGCAGAUAUCCAAUGUUCCGCCACUGAACUUGUAUACGGCACGACAUUGCGUCUGCCCGGAGAAUCCUUCACACCACGGAGCAGACCUAAUUUCGGUAAAUCAGACAACGUCCGUCGACUGUCUGCAUUUAUGUGAACGCUGUCUCCGGUGUCAACUCGAAUACAACAUCGACAGGUCGCUCUCCCUCGAGAGUUAUCUACCUGUUCACAUGUUUUCAUACGAGUAGAUUCGGUACGCAAACCUUUGCAACAACCUUACGAAGGCCCUUUUCGCGUGAUCGCUCGUCACGAAAAGACCUUCAAGGUUGAUCGACACGGCCGCGUCGAGAUCGUCAGCAUUGAUCGUCUCAAACCAGCACACGUCGAUGACAGUGCCCUAUCUGAUAACCUGAGAUUCAAUGCUAGACCAAGUAAACCUACUAGCGGGAUCCUCAAACCAUCUUCAGGUCCCACGCUAGAUACAACUGAGACCUCACUCUCACGUCCCAGUCAACAGCACGCGUCAUCUGCACCGUCUACGGACGAGACGACAGUCUCACGUCCAGAUCAGCAGAACACGCCGCCCUUGACUUCGGAUGAGAUUGCAGGCUCACGCGACGCGAACGAGACUAUCGUCUCACGUUCCGGUCGCCGAGUACGGUUACCCGUACGCUUCCUCGAUUAGUCGCACAGUCGACAACCGAUACGGUGUAGGAAUAUUCCUAUGCUACUUGCAUGCUACACUCUUCUUUUUUGAUUUUCUUUUUGUUUCCUGAGCCCACGCCUUCGACCAUCUCCGUUUGGUUCCGUCGACUUCAGUCAACUUUGGCGAAAGCUGGCCUGAUCACCCACGCUCUUGUCAACGUACUCAGUCGAUAUAUUGGUUUCGAAUGCUUGGCAUACGCUUGGUCUCGAACUUGGUCGUUACGGUCGCUUCUGGUCUUUUGGCUCAACGUGGUUUCGUCCUACGUCUGCAGCGUUUCUGGUGCGCACCUCUACGAACGCCCUCUUCAGAUUCUGGAUACAAACCACUCUGGUGUAGCAUGCCAACUCGAGCAAUCAAUACAACACAUCGCUCCUGGUACUGUUCUCCGAAAACGACCUUCGUUGGCAACUCGACGAUCAACGAUCGCUUUCCUGUUCGCCAAUCUUUCCGUCCUACAAUCGCUCGUCAGCCGAUCAGUCCCACGAUUCAAACCGCUAUUUAUCGAAAGUGUAAACCCUUUCUAGCGGGGGGCUCCUGUAGUGACUCACAUUUAUCACGAGAACACGACUGGUUUAAUAAAAACAAUUAUUAUUAUAACCAAGUGUACCAGUGUUUGUUUUAAUGUGCUUUUGUUUAACUGUGCUAAUUGUAGCCAUUUUGUGCUUCCAUUACCUUCCAUUAUUGUUCCGCGGUUUUUGGUACUGCUCGCACGUACUCCCGUUUCUGCUUUCACUUGUACCAUUCCUUGGCACGAUCUCGGUAUUCGUUCAAUACCACGAGAUCGCCAACGAAAUAAAUCUGGUUACGAUCG
Messenger RNA from Schistosoma guineensis, 4008 nucleotides. The record is from the annotation of a GenBank genome assembly. Lineage: Eukaryota; Metazoa; Platyhelminthes; Trematoda; Strigeidida; Schistosomatidae.